Triticum dicoccoides is the source of this 3833-nucleotide messenger RNA. RefSeq lists its product as uncharacterized. Lineage: Eukaryota; Viridiplantae; Streptophyta; Magnoliopsida; Poales; Poaceae. The transcript has 4 exons. Bases 151 to 3555 code for a protein of 1134 amino acids. The record is from RefSeq and is a predicted model, not a curated record.
UGUAUUUUGCGUUGAGGCCAUCAGUGCGAAAUUAAUUAUGUAUUAUAAUAAAUUAGCUGUUUGAAAGUACUGAUGGUUCAAUACAAUUUCAACUUUUUAGCAUUAUAAUAAAUUCACUAAUGACAUUUGCUACUUUAACACAGCGAGUCGAUGGAUCUAACAGCCAUUAAAAAGUUACUCAGUUCUCGUAGACCAAGUGCAGACUACUUGGCUGGCGUAGAUGGUUUCCUUGAUUUUGCAUACACUGGAAAAAGUUCAGAUGCCAAGAUCCAUUGUCCAUGCGUCAGAUGUGUCAAUAGGAACUUGUUGAAGCGAGACACCGUAUAUGAUCAUUUGGUGUGUAAUGGAAUGCUACUUGGAUACACAGUUUGGGGUUGUCAUGGUGAAACUGCAGGAUACAUCUCCUCUAACAAACGAAAAAGGUCAAAACAGGAAGGCAUAAACUCUAAUAUGCGCCAGCUAGUCCAUGAUGUUUUCGGGAACAUAGAUAAUGGGUCUCAAGUGAAUGACUUCGAUGACCCAAACCCUCCAGAACAUGGACCAGAUCCUGAAACCCAAUCUUUUUAUGACUUGUUGAGAGAUGCAGAUGUACCUUUGUGGGACGGGUGUGAACUAUCAAAACUUUCUUUCCUUGUGCUUCUGUUCAACAUAAAAUCCAGUAACAAGUGGAGUAAUAAAUCUAUAAAUGAUUUGCUAGCAGUUCUACAACAAGCAAUUCCAAAUGGCAAGAAUUUACCUGGAACUUUUGCCAAGGCCAAGAAGAUCAUUGGAAAGCUUGGGCUUAGUUAUGAGAGAAUUCAUGUUUGUGAAAAAGAUUGUCAGCUUUUUUGGAAAGAGAAGGCUAAUGAUGACUUUUGCUCAGUAUGUGGAGCAUCAAGGUGGAAAAACAAACCUGAUAAAACCGUGCUAACUAACAAGGAAAGGAAAAAAGCAACCCCGAAGAAGGUGCUCCGGUACUUCCCUAUUAAGCCAAGGCUUAAGAGGCUUUUUAUGCACAAGGAAACUGCUAUAGCAUUAAGAUGGCAUGAUGAGGAACGCAUAAAAGAUGGAGCAUUGCGACAUUUAGCUGAUUCAGCGGCAUGGAAGGAGAUUGACUCUAAGUAUAAGCACAUCAGAUCAGAUUCUCGAAAUAUUAGAUUCAUAAUCACAGCUGAUGGAUUCAAUCCGUUUGGUAAGCUGAAUAGUAAACAUAGUUGCUGGCCUGUUGUCCUAGUACCCAAUAACCUUCCACCAUGGUUGUGCAUGAAGGCAUCUUCUCUUAUGCUCACUCUGCUUAUUCCUGGUCCAACUUACCCUGGAAAGAAUUUCCAUGUAUUCAUGCAACCAGUUUAUGAAGAACUAACCGAGCUGUUUAUGGUAGGAACACAUACAUAUGAUGCAUCUCGAGGUGAGAUGUUUCAACUUUAUGCCGUUGUGUUGUCUACCGUGAGUGACUACCCCGGGCUAGCUCUCUUUGCAGGAUAUAGCGUAAAUGGUGAGUUUGGUUGUUUUCCAUGUCGUGAUGAAACAUGUUCUAAACGCUUGAAAUAUGGGCAAAAGUACUGUUUCAUGGGGCAUCGCCGAUUUCUGCCCCCAGAUCACAAAUUCCGUUUUGAUGCUAGAUCGUUUGAUGGAUCUGAAGAACAUAGAGCGUCACCUAGUGCUUAUGCGGAAACUAGAGUUGUAGAUCAAAUAAAAUCAAUUUCAAAUUUUCAGAAAUCCAAAACAUGGAAGUGUGUCAGUGGCCUAUUCAAUUUGCCUUAUUGGGACUUCAAUUUACUUCGUCACAAUCUUGAUAUCAUGCAUAUUGAGAAGAACGUAUGUGAAAACAUAUAUGGAACACUUCUAGGAAUAGAAGGCAAGUCCAAAGAUAAUUUAAAGGCACGACAAGACCUACAGCACAUGAACAUUAAACGAGAGCUGCAUCCACAAAAAAAACCUAAUGAUAAGUAUUAUCUGCCACCUGCUUCCUAUAACCUAUCUAAAGAAGGGAAGCAACAAUUUUGCAAAGUCCUUCAUGGUGCAAGGGGUCCGAAUGGGUUUUCAGGAAACAUCUCAAGAUGUGCAAAUGUUGUUCAAGGGAGAAUCUCAGGCCUUAAAAGUCAUGAUUGUCAUAUACUAAUGCAACACUUUCUACCACUUGCUAUUCGAGGUCUACUCCCAGAUCAUGUCAUAUCUGUGUUGUUCGACCUGUGUGGGUAUUUUAGAGAAGUGAGUGCAAAAGUCCUAUACAUCAGCGAUCUUGAGAAGUUGGAGGAGCGAAUCAUAAUGACAUUAUGUCAUAUGGAGAGAAUAUUCCCACCAGGUUUUUUCACUGUUAUGGUGCAUUUGGUUAUGCAUCUAGCAACGGAGGCAAAAAUAGGUGGUCCAGUGUGCUACCGUUCGAUGUGGUUUGUGGAAAGGUAUAUAGGUAAGCUGAAGUCAAAUGUCCGUAACAAAGCUCGUCCCGAAGGAUCUAUCGCUGAAGCAUUUUUGGCAGAUGAGUGCAUGACAUUCUGUUCAAGAUAUAUUGUCGGUUUUGAGACCAAACAUAACUUGCCCUCGCAGAACGAAGAUAACGACGAGUGGGUUGGGCAUCAUGAUAUUGCACAUGGAUCAAGAUUAUUUCCACAUUCUGGCAAUCCACUUGGAAAGCCUAGGAAUUAUGUACUGAGCGGUGUGGCAAAAGUACAGGCACAUAGAUAUGUCUUGUUCAAUUGCUCUGAUGUGAAUUCAUACCUUAGGGCUCAUGCUGAUGAGAUCACUAAUGGACGCAAUUUAAACCCUGAUGUUGUCGAGAGGAUUCAAAAUGAUAAGUUCCACGAAUGGUUCCAAGCUCAUCUAAGUGCCAUAUUUUGCAUAUACUAUACACGUAUCACUACAUUUAGUUGUAAUCAAAUUCUAAAUAUUCAGAUAAAGAAAUUGGAGAAGGAAAAUGGCAUCCACAACAUUGAAAAGGAUAUUAGAUUGCUCGCCCGGGGCCCAGUUAAUGCAGCCAAAAGAUAUUGCGCUUUCAACUCCCAAGGCUACCAUUUUAGGCCUAAAUGCUUGGAUAAAGAGACACAAAAUAGUGGAGUCAUGGUAACUGCAAAAACUUCUAGUUAUGCUUCAGCACAUGAUGCCAAUCCUGUUUUACGUGAUGUGACGUACUACGGGAGGGUAAUUGAUAUUGUCGAGCUAAACUACUCUGGACAGUUUUCAGUGGUGUUGUUUAAAUGUGAAUGGGUUAAUGUGUUCUCAGAAACAGGAAUGAAAAAAGACAAGUACGGUUACACACUUGUCAACUUCUUACAUCUAAUACACAAAGGAGAAAAGAUUGAGCAUGAGCCUUUUAUUUUCCCUAACCAGGCGAAUCAAGUGUUCUAUGUGGAAGAUGAAUUGAAUCCAGGUUGGUCUGUGGUAAUGAAGUUGCCAAAGCCUAGAGAUGUAUAUGACUUAGGCAACUUGGAAUGGGAAGCGCAGACAGAAAAUGAGCCAUUCCAUGUUUCACAGCUUGGAGAGAGUUUGAAAAUAAAGAACAAUGAAGAACAUUGGGUUAGAACAGACGUUGAGGGGACAAUAGUGGAUGCUAAUAAUGCUUCGAGCAACGAAGAAUAACUGAGGUUCAGACUGCAUGCUACAUGGAGGCAUGGAGGGGGUGGUCGGCUGUGUGCUUUGUGUUAGUACAAAACAGCCUACUCUUUUCUGCUUGCUGGCUUUCUGCUGACUACUUGACCAACUUUCUUGGUGAUAUACUGCUGUGUGAGACCAUGUGUUGGUCAAAACAUAGUAUACUCUUAUAUUCAUGCUUGGUAAUUCGGUCAGCUGCGACACCACAUGCUUGUUUGGAACAUCAUUUUGUACUUUGGUCAACAACAGUUCAAAAUUGAGAUACA